Molecule: messenger RNA, 1302 nt
Organism: Solanum pennellii
Lineage: Eukaryota; Viridiplantae; Streptophyta; Magnoliopsida; Solanales; Solanaceae
Product: phosphatidylinositol N-acetylglucosaminyltransferase subunit P-like
Exons: 6
Coding region: 560-1078 (172 amino acids)
Source: RefSeq, a predicted model, not a curated record
AACUCAAUAGCUUAUCUGAGCCUUCUCAUGAUACAAUGCAUUAGUAUAUAUUGACUAAUAAAAUGUAGGAUGGUACUAAUAUUACAAGUUUACAACUCAGUCCUUACCUGUUAAUUGAUGAAGAAAAAAAAAAGGAAAGUUACCUUAACCACUGUUAAUAUUUUUUAGGGUAAGGAAACCACGUGCACCUCACCUGAGUUUUUCUUCUCCGGCAAACAAAAUUUGCCCUUACCCGAUCGUGAUAUCGUUAUUUCCCCCCAAAAUCAUCAAACUCUAGUGUAAUCGAAGUAAGAAAAGGAUCUGCGAUAAGAAAUUUUGUUGAAGAAACCGUUGAAUUCCAGCAAUGGAGAUCUUAUAAACCUUUUGAGUUCCAUUGUGCAUUUAUGAAGAAGAUCGGUGAAUGACAAAGCAUUCAACUUUUAUAUCUGGGCAAACGAUAGCAGGGAUUGAAAAGAAACAUGUUUAUAGUAGCUGAGAUGUCUUCAAAUUGCGUAGCAGCUCAAGUAAUUCGGUAUAAUUCUUACUCAGAGUGACACCUUGGACCUUCUUAGAUAUCGUGAUGCUGGAAGAUAAAGGUUGGGAAGAUCCUCGUUCCGUUAAUAGCCCUAGGAGGAUCUUGAGUUUUUCCAAGAAUAGGAAGGCCACUGUGUUCUUUCCAGACCCAGACGACAGAGAUUCAGGUUUUGGUGUUUCUGGAGAUCAGGGACCCAAGACUUCUGAAGUUUACGGAUUUGUUGGCUCCAUUACUACUGUUGUUGCUACAGUUCUUUUUCUGGUGUGGGCAUAUCUUCCCGAACAUUGGUUGCACUCUUUGGGAAUUGUUUACUAUCCAAGCAGGUACUGGGCAUUAGCUGCGCCAGCUUAUGUGAUGAUGACUAUAGCACUAGCUGUAGGAUUUUACAUUGGUCUCAACUUCUUGGCUACCCCUCCUCCAACUUCUUUCAGCAUGAUAUAUGAUGAAUUCACGAGAGAACCUUUGCGCAAUGGGCCUUCAAUAGACAAUGAUGAGCAACCUAUAGAGCCUAUAUCUGAUAUUCGGAUUGAUCAAAUAAAUGAUCUUAUGUUCAAUCCAAGAUGAGAAACAAUUUUACUGUGCAGUUAUUUUGCUUGGGUAGAUUGUAUCAGUUUCAUUUCCUUCAUUUCUCAGUGUUAUCUCUUUGAUUCACCCAAUUCAGGUACUUCACAUUAAAUGUAAUUUAGAUGUGGCUUCUUUCACAAUCAUGCAUAAUGGUUCUGGUAUUCACAACAAGUAUAUUGUUUAAAGACGCCAUAUUUCUACAUCAUGAAGUAAUGUUUUCUUAA